GAUGUCAUAAGAGCUGCGUCGCGAUGUUGUUGUAAACAUCGGCUGUGGAAAGAUGUUGACUCCUCUAUAUCAUAGUAGCCAUCAUGAUUCACCCGUGCAGUGCAGCCACUCCCACAGCAGUUCACCGAUAAAUGCUGUGAUUAUUUUCCUCAACCUUCAUGUCAAGGACACUCAGAUUCAAACAAGCAGGAAGAACUCCAGCUGUAACAACUGAAAUUUGUCUGACACACUGUUGUAGUGAUGGAUGUUAUUAAAGAGAAGAGUGAGGACAUUGGUAUUCCAGAACCAUGCAGAAUGAAUAAAGAAGAAAUUAAGGAAGAAAGAGACUUGGAAGUGAAAGAGGAAAGUCAAGAACUGAAUGAAGCGGAGGACGGACAUAAGUAUCAGAAACCUCAUGAUUUCACAACUGGAGAAAAAUCGUAUAGUUGCUUUCAAACUGAAAGCAAUUUCUCACAAAAAUGUUUAGAAGGAACAAGAGCCAAAAAUUGUCACACCUGCCCUCAAUGUGGAAGGAGAUUCACACGUAGCAUAAACCUUAAGAAUCACAUCAGAAUUCACACAGGAGAGAAGCCUUUUACAUGCCUUCAAUGUGGAAAGAGUUUCAGACAAAACAGAUGCCUGAAGGAUCACAGACGAAUUCACAAUGGCGAGAGCUCUUUCACAUGUCUUCAGUGUGGAAAGAGUUUUUUUCAACAUGGAAGCCUUAUAAGACACCUAAGAGCUCACACGGGAGAGAGGCCUUUCACAUGCCUUCAUUGUGGAAAGAGUUUUACAAGAAAUGAACACCUGAAGGAUCACUUGAGAAUUCACUCUGGAGAGAGGCCUUUCACAUGCCCUCAGUGUGGGAUGAGUUUCAUACAUCAAAGUGCCCUAAACAGUCAUAUGAAAAUUCAUUCGGGAGAGAAAAUACACCACUGUUCUCAGUGUGGCAAGUGUUUCACUCGGGCAUCACAUCUCAAAGUUCAUCUGCGCUAUCACGCUGGAGAAAAGCCAUUUAACUGUGAUCAGUGUAGCCAAACUUUUAUGUUUGCAUCCGAACUAAAAAGACAUCUGACAAUUCAUGCAAACGAAAAGCCGUACUUGUGUUCUGUUUGUGGAAAGAGUUUUUCUCAGCUGGCCUAUUUUAAAGAGCACCAGAAGAUACAUCUAAGCGUGAAAGCUCACGUGUGCUCAGAGUGUGGUAAAGCUUUUCUUCGAGUUAGCUCUUUGAAACUGCACCAAAGAAUCCAUACUGGAGAAAAACGUUACAUGUGCUCACAUUGUGGAAAGAGUUUCACUGCUUUAGGAACCCUGAAAACCCAUGAGAGAGUUCAUACUGGAGAGAAGCCGUACCACUGCCUGCCAUGUGGGAAGAGUUUUGCUACUUUAGGAACCCUGAAAAUACAUGAAAGAUUGCAUAGUGGAGAGAGGCCGUACCACUGCACUUUAUGUGAGAUGAGUUUCAGCACAUCGGGUACUCUACUGAGACAUUUAAAGAAGCAUUGCCCAAAGUUGUCACUGCAAACUUUUUCUUGAGAAACUCAUCAGCAUUGUAUAUAAGAUUGUAGGGUUGUUACGAUACCAAAAUUUCAGUAGUCGUUACUCAUUGAAUUUCAUGGUUCUCGAUGCCAGUUUCGAUACCACAGCAAAAAUAUGCUAAUAUGGUAAUGUGCUAUUGAACAAACUCCUUUAUCUUAUAAUAAAUGAAAAGAUAUGCAUGUUUCCUUCAGGUGUUUCUCAAUUAAGUAUGCAUUGCUUAAGUGUUUUUAAAUAUGACCCUGUACUUAAAUCGGUUUUAUUUUCCCAAAUCCUGUUUUCCUUUUUUUUUUUUU
This is a messenger RNA of Myxocyprinus asiaticus (Chinese sucker), 1811 nucleotides long. Its product is annotated as gastrula zinc finger protein XlCGF57.1-like. The record is from RefSeq and is a predicted model, not a curated record. Gene Ontology annotation, biological process: regulation of transcription by RNA polymerase II. The transcript has 3 exons. The coding region runs from base 241 to 1515 and encodes 424 amino acids. Lineage: Eukaryota; Metazoa; Chordata; Actinopteri; Cypriniformes; Catostomidae. Gene Ontology annotation, molecular function: DNA-binding transcription factor activity; RNA polymerase II cis-regulatory region sequence-specific DNA binding.